ACCAAUACCAUUGAUUCCGACAUUCCGUGUUGACGUUCAACCGGUAUUGGAGUUUGUUGUAUGAAUUCGUACAUAAAGUGAAAAGAACUUAACAACGAAUAUUACGUUUAUUUGCGCGCGUUAUUGGUUAUCUUCGGGUUUUUGUUUUUUUAGUCGAAGUUUUGUGAUCACUAUGUGCGUCAGCCAAACGGUUUUUACGAGUCGGUCAUCCGACAGUGACCAGACAUCGUUGAAUCACGGUCGAGCAACAGUUUGAACCCAACGCCGCGAUAACACCGUAUAAUAUGGAUAGUGUGCGAGCUCUAGAAGUGAUGGGUCUUCUUCAAGAGAAGAUUGCAUUCCUCACUGGUGGUCGAGACAAACGAGGGGCGCCUGUAGUUACGUUUCCUUCUACUCCAAGAAGAGAACGAGCUAAACUUGAAGACUAUCGACGGUUAUUGCAAUAUUUUGGAUCUAUACCUCCGUGUGAAGCUAAAGAAUCAGGUUUAGUAGCGGUGAUUGAUAUGCGAGGUGGUUCUGGCUGGUCAUCUGUCAAACCAAUCUUGAAAGCCCUCCAAGAUUGGUGUGCCGGAGGCAAUGGGAACCAUGUGUAUGCUGUAUACGUUGUAAAACCUGAUAAUUUUUGGCAUAAACAGCGAACCAGUAUGGCUAGUCAUAAAUAUAAAUUUGAAACAACGAUGGUGAAUUUAGAAGGCUUAUCUAAGUUUAUAGAUUCUACACAACUGACAUCAGAUCUCGAUGGAUCUCUACACUAUGAUCAUGCCCAAUGGAUUGAUAUUCGAUUAAGUAUUGAAGAAUUCAUGUGGCAAGCAGCUGAUUUGUUAGAUCGAUUAGAUGAUUUACAAGAAGAUUUGAGCCGUAACGAUUGUAGAGAUGAUAUUGCUGGUGCCAAACUUGCCCUUGACUUUCAUACCGAUAUGAAAAAGAAAGUACUCAAGACUCCAGUAGAGGAUAUGGAUUUAGCUGGCCAACAACUCUUGCAAAGAUUAUCCGGAGAUAAUAAUAGUGGUUAUGAUUCUGGUUAUUCUGGACGUGAUAGUGAAGCUAGCAAUGGUAUUAGUAAUCCAGAUUUACAAGCAUCUGUACCUCAAAUACUUCAGCAGUUGGAUACCAUUAGAACAUCUCAUAAACAUGUAUUACAGUUAUGGCAACAUAAAAAACUUAAAUUAGAUCAAUGCUUCCAGUUGAGACUGUUUGAACAGGAUUGUGAAAAGAUGUUUGAUUGGAUUUGUCAUAAUCGGGAUGUUUUUUUGAUGAGUUAUGUUGAAAUUGGACAUUCCUAUCAACUUGCCAAAGAUAUACAAGAAGAGCACAAUCAUUUCACCAUGAGUUCCAUGAAUGUGUAUGUGAAUAUAAAUCGUAUUGUAGCUGUUGCUCAUCGUAUGAUUGAAUCUGGACAUUAUGCUUCUAAUCAUAUAAGAACAGUUGCUCAACGAUUAGAUAGAACAUGGAAACAGUUUGCUGCUGGAUUAGACGAACGAACAUCAGUGUUAGCAUUAUCUGUUUUAUUUCAUCAUAAAGCUCAACAGUAUGUGGAAAAUGUACCAAACUGGGAUGAGGCCAUAGAAAAUGUUACCAUACCAAAUGAAAUUAUGGUGUUAGAAAAUUCAAUUCAUCAACAUCAGAAUUUAUAUGAACUCAUGUGCCAAGCAUACACUGAGGUUUAUAAUGGGUAUCAAAGCCUAUUAAAUGGGCUGGAUACUUUGGUACAAGUCUGUGAAAGUUUUCCAACUCCUCCAAGCAAUGUACCGUUUAUACAUUAUGGCAAUUCUCCACAAAAAAAUCUGGAUAGUGGAUCAGACUCUUCAGCCAAUACAACUAAGCCAGUUGGAACAAACCAUCAACAAGCAGCAGCUGAUUAUUCAGAAGGUGCCAGUCAUGUACUUGCUGUAAUACACCAAAUUUUAAACCAUCAUAGAAGUCUAGAACAUCGAUGGCAUUCUAAAAAGAUAAGACUUCAUCAGAAAUUGGCUUUACGAUUAUUUCAAGAAGAUGUCAAACAAGUUCUUGACUGGUUGUCUAAUCACGGAGAAGUAUUUUUAAGAAAGAAUACUGGAAUUGGACGUACGUUACAAAAAGCUCGGGUUUAUCAAAAAAGUCAUGAACAUUUCGAAAAUGUGGCCCAGAACACAUAUACUAAUGCUGAGAAAUUGCUGACAGCUGCGGAAGAACUGUCUCAAACCGGCGAAUGUGAUGCUUCUGACAUUUGUUCGGUGGCCGCCGAACUUGAAAGCCAUGUAGCCGCUUUUGCGGCGCGUGUUCAAGCUCGAAGACGGCGUUUGCAGAGAGCUGUGAAUUUUUAUACGCAUCAGUCUGAGCUCCAAGGCUGGCUUGAUGAACUCAGAGCCGAAACCGAUGGGUGUGACGAGGCAGCAGACACUUUGGAAGGAACCGAGAGAGCUCUAGAACAAGUCAGCCAUCAACGGGAUUCUUGUUUAGACGCUUGUCAUUCGACAAUAAGUGAAGGGGAGGCGUUGCUACAAGAACUGAGAAGUGGAGGCGUUACUGCUGAAAUGGACCCCACUGGAUCAGUUGCUGCGGUAGAUGCCGCACUCGAGCGAUUAAAUAAACAACGUUUAGAGUUGGAACAACUAUGGACAACUCGAAAAUUAAAAUUGGAUUUAUGUCUAAGACUACGGAUUUUUGAAAGAGAUGCACUUGAAGUGUCCUCACAGUUAGAACUUUGGGCAAAUGAAUUAGAACGAAAUCAAAAUGAAGUUAUAACAACAUUAUCAGAAGCAGAGUCACGGUUAUCUCGUCACAAUGAUUCGGUGGCACAAAUGCAGGCAGCUGUUUAUCAAGCACUGGAACAAGGCGAACAAUUGGCUCAAGUGUUGGAUAAAUCUGGAGUUGGUGUAAUGGCUGAUAGUCAAUAUACUGCUCAAACUAGAGUGCAAGUGUUACUUGAGUUUUUGCACGAACGCCAUAUGGAUUUGGUAGAAUUAUCUGAAAUCAAACGUAGUCGACUCGAUCAAGCUGUUCAAUUGUGUCAAUUUAAUAAUGAUGCAUCACAAGUAAUAAGUUGGAUUCGUAACGGUGAAUCAAUGCUUUCGGCAAAUUUCACUAUUCCAAACUGUUUAGUAGAUGCAGAAAUUCUAAAAAAAGAACAUGAACAAUUUCAAGUUGCAAUUGAAAAAACUCAUUCAGCUGCUGUUCAAGUAAAACAAUUGGCUGAAUCCCUUGUAGCUUCUAAUCAUUAUGACUCAACUACAGUAAAAGAAAUGGCUAUAGAGGUCACUAAACGAUGGCAACAGUUGGUUACAUGUGCUGAAGAACGGCACAAAUUAGUUACUGCUAGUCUGAACUUUUAUAAGACUGCAGAACAAGUAUGUUCUGUCAUGGAUAGUCUUGAACGAGAAUAUCGCCGUGAGGAAGAUUGGUGUGGCGGUGGAACUAUUGAAGCCGAUAAAUUAGGGCAACUUUGUACUAAACAUCAAGAACAAAAAGAAGCUUUCUUGAAAGCAUGUACAUUGGCUAGGCGAACAGCUGAGACAUUUUUGAAAUAUACUAAUCGUAGCUUGCAGUAUUAUAGCUGUACUAAUCAGUCUAUGGCUACUGUGGAUACAGCUUCUGAAGCUCGAGUUAAAAACAUUCUCGAAAAAUUAUCAGGUCAGGAAAACAAAGUACUGGACCAUUGGUCACAAAGAAAAAAACGACUUGAUCAGUGUCAACAGUUUGUAUUAUUUGAUAAGUCAGCUAAGCAAGCUAUGGAAUGGAUACAUAAUGCUGGUGAACAGUAUCUAAAUACUCAUACUACUGUUGGUGCUACCCAGGAUGAAACAAGACAUUUACUUCAUGAACACAACGAGUUUAAAACAUCAGCGAAAGAGACACGUGAAAAAGUUAAAUUGUUAAUACAGUUGGCAGAUAAUUUAGUUGAAAAAGGCCAUGCUCAUGCCAACGCCAUAAAGCAAUGGGUAGCAGCAGUUGACAAUACCUAUAAACAUUUUAGUUCUAGAAUGGAUAAAUAUAGGUUUGAAUUGGAAAAGAGUUUAGGCAUUCAAGAGCAUGUUGAUACUCGUGAUCUUUCCUUUGAUAGAAACUCAGAUCCAAAUUUAGAGCAAAAAGUAAAAGAAUCAACUAAAGAUUUGAAAGAAUUAAAUGAAGAAAAAAGGAGAUCAGCUAGAAGAAAAGAAUUCAUUAUGGCGGAACUUCUCCAAACUGAAAGAACGUAUGUGAAAGAUUUAGAUGUUUGCAUCAAAGCCUAUUUAGAUGAAAUACGUGCUCUUCAAAAUGUACCAAUUGGACUUCAUGGACGAAUUGAUAUUUUAUUUGGUAACAUUGAAGACAUACGCAAUUUUCAUAGAGAUGUUUUUAUCAAAGAACUGGAAAAAUAUGAGACAAUGCCUGAAGACGUGGGGCAUUGUUUUGUCACCUGGGCACAAAAAUUUGAUAUGUAUGUGAAAUAUUGUAAAAAUAAACCAGAGUCUAAUGCUAUACUAGUACAACAUUCGGGUUCAUGUGGUGGUGUUUUUGAAGAGCUUCAAAAAAAACAUAACAUUGAUCAUCCAAUUGCUGCUUAUUUAAUAAAACCAGUACAAAGAAUCACAAAGUACCAAUUGCUAUUAAAAGAUCUCCAAUCUUGUUGCAAAGAAGGCCAAGGAGAAAUUAAAGAUGGCUUAGAUGUUAUGUUGAGUGUUCCAAGAAAAGCCAACGAUGCUUUGCAUUUGUCCUUAUUAGAAGGAUGUGAUAUUUCUACUGAUGAACUUGGUGAUGUUGUUGUGCAAGAUACAUUGUACGUAUCUGACUCAAGGCAUCACCUAUUGCGUAAAAGUCGCGAAAGACAUUGUUUUUUAUUUGAGCUGUAUUUAGUAUUUGCCAAACAUGUAAAAGAUCACUCAAAUAAUCCUAAAGUUAAAUACUUAUACAAAAACAAACUCAUGACUUCAGAACUAGGUGUAACUGAGCACAUAGAAGGAGAUGAAUGCAAAUUUGCUGUAUGGACUGGCCGUGCACCAAUUUCGGAUUACCGUAUUGUGUUAAAAGCAUCCACAUUAGAAGCAAAACAAACAUGGGUGAAAAAACUCAGAGAAGUAAUUCAAGAAACAUACUUCAACUCUGCUUUGCGUAUGUAUAUGCCCAAGAGUCCAGCUAAACUUAAACCUGACAGUCAACGAUCUAGCCGAGAUUUAGAAGAAGAAAACUUGGACCGUGGAUCAUUGGCUUCUUUUGGAUCAGGCAACACUACAGAUUCAGACAAGAACUCUGGCGUGGAGAUGACUUGGGUGAUCGCAGACUUUACGGCAACGGCCGCCGGCCAGGUGACCGUUUCCAAAGGUCAGCAGGUAGAGCUCCUAGACUAUUGCGGCGGUACGAGCGAAAUGGUUUUAGUGCGCGUACCGUCCGACUGCACCGAAGGAAUGGUGCCACAUAUCGUACUUAAGCAACCACCGUCACUUAAACAACCACCGUCACUCAAGUCACCGCAGGCGACAGAAACUACCUCGGGAGAAUGUGCGGAUAACGCCUCAGCCGCCGUUGCAGCAUCUUUGGCUUGCAACAAUUCACCAGUGACCAAAAGACGUGUUUUCAGCGGAAGGAUGUGGAUUCCACAACCGUUGAGAAAAUUCAGCAACGGCAGCAAAGUUGACAAAAACCACGUGCAAUCGUCGGCCAAAAAGGGAUCAGAUAAAAAAUACAAAUCACCCAUCAGCGAAGCCACCAAAUCGUUACCGAAUGAUGAUGAACAGAACGGUGAAGAACCUGAUGACGAACUCGAAUUACCGCCGCCUAUGAAACCCAUUUCUGAGUCGAUUUUGGUGAACUCUUCCGACCCAAACACAGUCGUCUCACAAAGAACCUCAGGACUGUCGGCGGAAGUGACAGCCUCGUCUUCAGCCGACUUGGCUGAAAUCGAACAAAUCGUCAAAGAUAGAAUGGAACAACAUACCACCACCGCCGCAGCUGCCGCCGCCGCUGCUGCUUCUUCAUCCGCUUCCAUCACCAACCCCGUCAUCUUCCCUACCGACAAGAUGAGUGGUGAAUUGAGACUGAAAAACGACGACGUUGAGUGUGAAGAAGCGCUGCAUAAACGAGAGUACGUUAUGAGAGAGCUGGUCGAGACCGAACGAGAUUAUGUUAGAGACUUGUCGCUAGUGGUCGAAGGCUACAUGACUGUGAUGAAAGAUCCCGAAGCCGCCGGCUGUGACAUCCCCAUGCCUGACGACUUGAAAUCUGGCAAAGACAAAAUGAUCUUCGGUAACAUUGAACUUAUCUACGAAUGGCACAGAGAUGUGUUUUUAGCGGCUGUUGAGCGAUGUCUCACCCGACCGCAUGAGCUCGGCAAACUGUUCAAAAAAUACGAACGCAAGCUUUUAAUGUACGUGGUUUACUGUCAGAACAAGCCAGUUUCCGAAUACCUAGUUUCUGAUCAUAAUGACUAUUUCGAGGAAAUGCGUCAGUUCCUAGGCCACAAGCUCCAGCUAAGUGACAUCCUUAUCAAGCCUGUGCAGAGGAUUAUGAAAUACCAGCUGCUGUUGCGGGACAUGUUCAAGUAUACAGAGCGGGCCAAGCUGGCAGACGAAAUGGAAGCUCUACGGCAGGCUAUGCAUGUCAUGCAAGUAGUCCCCAAAGCAGCUAACGACAUGAUGGAUGUCGGUCGGUUGCAAGGUUUCGACGGCAAAAUUACCGCUCAGGGUAAGCUGUUGUUGCACGGCAUGUUGACGUGCGCUGAGGGUCCCAGCUGUAACCCAAACCGAGUACCACCGCUCAAAGACCUGCACGUAUUCCUUUUUGAACAAAGUAUAAUACUCAGCGAAGAAAUGCGUAAGAAGGCGCAGUUUAGCAGCCCGGUGUAUGUUUAUAAAGCGCACAUUCAGGUGAACAAAAUGACACUGGAUGAGAGGCACGGUUCAUCCAGUAGUAACUCAUCCGACGACUCAUCAGACGGGUCGUUUAUUAUCAAAUCCACCGACCCUAAGAGGCCGCCACUGUGGUUCGUAUGCCAUGCGCAUAGUGCCGAGUCGCGUUCCGAAUGGUUGCAGAACCUCAGACAAAUACUACAGACUCAACAGGACUUUCUAAAAGCCAUACAGUCGCCUAUAGCGUAUCAAAAAGAACAGACGAAGGAGACCAGUUAGUUGGCAAAAUACGUCACAAUGAACAAAUAAAAUUAAUAAUAUUAAAUGUCUACUAUACUCGUCGAUUUUGAUGGUUUAGUACGAUUGUGUUCGGCACAUUGACAAUUUAAGUCUGAUCAUGUCCCCAAGCAGAUUGAAUAUUAUUAUAUUAUAAUUAUCAAUACGACAUUCCUAUUUUACAUUAUCUUUUAAAUUUUUAUCUAAGUAGU
Molecule: messenger RNA, 7288 nt
Organism: Melanaphis sacchari
Lineage: Eukaryota; Metazoa; Arthropoda; Insecta; Hemiptera; Aphididae
Gene: trio
Product: triple functional domain protein
Exons: 35
Coding region: 285-7079 (2264 amino acids)
Biological process (GO): intracellular signal transduction; axon guidance
Cellular component (GO): cytoplasm
Molecular function (GO): protein binding; guanyl-nucleotide exchange factor activity
Source: RefSeq, a predicted model, not a curated record